UUGUGUCACUGUCAAAUUUACGCUAAGAAAAAAAAGUCGCUCGAAUCGAACGAAGGGUUCGAAAAUAAAUAAAUCUCAGAAAUCAAUAAUAAUAAUGAGUCUCAAUAAAGAUUUGCGCCAAUUACUAAAGCCAUACUAUUGGGUUAACAUACUAUUAAGUAUUUCGUACGUGACAUGCAAGCGUACGGCGGUAAUAUGCAAUUUUCUAUUCCCCAACGCGGAAUGCGAGUUGGAUAGUCGUGAAACGGAAAUACUUUUUUUCCUGAUUAUCGUCGUGAUGCUGAGGACGAGGAAGGCGGGAAGUGUGACGAUGGUAAAUUAUCUUUCGGCCUCCUUCGUCUACACGAAGAUUGCCAACCUAAUUCUCUGGUUUUAUGCCGAUAUUAGAUAUGGACUACCAUACGGAGCACUAGUGAUCCUAUUCGCUUUAAUCCUCCCGGAGCCAACGUACACGGGUCCGGAGCACAUAACCUACUUCCGAGGCCUGCAGACAUUAGAGGAGGAGCUGAAACACCACAAGACCACGUGGCUGGUGUGUCUGUACGCAGCGUGGCACCCGGCAUGUGUUAACUUUGCUCCGGUGUUCGCUGAGCUGUCAGCCAGCUACUCUUUGGACAAUCUCAAGUUUGGCAAGCUAGAUGUUGGACGGUAUCCUGACGCCGCAGCCAAGUUUCGCGUACAGGACGGGCCCACUAGUCGUCAGCUGCCAACAAUACUCUUGUUCAAUGAAGGCAAGGAGGACAUGCGGAGACCACAGCCGGACCACACUGGGAAACUCCAGAAAUUCCUAUUCUCAAAGGACAAUGUGAAGGCAGCUUUCGACAUCGACAAUAUCUAUCAGACUUGCAAGGAAAAACUCUCAGUCGUCAAAAACAAUAAGAAGAGCGAAUGAAAUACCUGUUAGCAGCCGUUGGGGGUGAGGGGUGGUGGGUUUGAAAGGGGCUCCCUUUUUUUCGCAUAAAUUGUUUAUCCUAAUUUAAUUUAGCAAAACGGGUUAGGCACAUUUUUUUGACGUAAUAUUUUAACAUAUUUGUUUUUCGGCAUACCUUUUCAAUAAGCAUAAUUAUAGUUUAGGCUAAUGUAUUUUAUCAUAAUUUUGAUUUGCAUAAAGCUAUAGUGUAUCAGUAGGUCAGGGUGCGGCGAGGUGCACCCAUAGGCCGCCAAUAUGCUUUAGGAUAUUACGCUUAAAAAUUGUUAUUUGUAAGGUAAAAAAAUUGUGCCUAAAACUUUAUGCCAAAUUAAUUCAAAAUUCAAAUCAUUUAUUCAGAAAUUAGACCUUCACAGGCACUUUUUUUCUCGUCAAUUUUUAUAUUUAUAGUUAUUUCUCACAAGCUACAAACUACUGGCAUUUCGAAACGACCACUGCUGAGAAGAAAUGCCGAAAGAAACUCAUUCAAACAGUGUUGGUCCCUAUCAUGCCAAAAGGGCUUACCAUUAUUAAUAUUGUGCGUAACUAUUAUUAUGAUAAGUAAAAGUAUGCCAUGUUAAAUUAUGACAUAAAAUUGUAUGCUUAAAAAUAGGGAACCGUUGGGAUCACAGCUUGGUCGUACGUCAGUUGAACCAAAAUGGCGGCCGUCAGCGCUGGUUUAAUUAGAGAUGAAAGUGUUAGAAAGGAUUUCCAGUGGUUAUUAUUUAUGAAAAAAUAAACGAGUAUUUUGAACUUCGCGGGUGACCACGAAAUAUCCCAUAAAUAACACGCUUUAAUCUCUAAUUAAACCUGCGCUGACCGUCGCCAUUUUGGUUCAACUUGUGUGCCGAGGAUUGUAAAUACAUGCGUAGGUUACUGCAAAAAUAUUUUAAACAAUGUCCAAAGUCAAAAGUCGCGGAGUUCAAAAAUUUGUUUCUUGUUUUUCACGUUAAAUUUUAAAUUUUUAUUUACACAUUUUAAGGUUUUUGCACGUUUUUACCAAUUGCUUUUGUUUAUUAGUGAAGCGGUGGUGGUGUAAUGGUUAAGACGCCCGCCUGUGGAUCGAACGGUCCCAGGUUCGAAUCCUACUCAUGCCACAUGAGUUUGUAUACCAAUCUGACUCAUGAAUAGUAGUUUUCAUCGACUAUCACUUGCUUCCGGUGAAGAGAAACAUCGUGAGGAAACCGGCACACUGGUUGAUUAUUAACUUGUGUGUGAAAUAGAGAAGCCAAUGGCAAACCACUCCAAUAAUAAAUUCAAGAAAGUUAUGUGUGUUUCAUUCCACGUAAUGACCACGAACCUCAGCCAUGAGGAAUACGAAUGAAUAAGAUUAGCGAAAACUAAAAAAUCCUCUUUCCAAAUUAUUCUACACUAGAUAAAGGAAUUAAUUGCAAAGUAUUACAGUUUUCCAUCACACGAUGUAGACACAGUCUACUGCGAAGAUUGUGGUGGCCACCGUUUUCGGUUUAGUGAACUGUGACUACAAUGUGUGAUGGAAAACUAUGAUAUUUUGCAAUGAAUUUCUUUAUCUAGUGUAGAAUAAUUUGGAAAGAGGAUUUUUUAGUUUUCGCUAAUAAACAAAAGUUAUUGGUAAACAUGUGAAGGUGGCGCUCGUGUGUAGUUGUGUAUAAUCGUAAAUUUUGCAGUGAAAAAUCGGGCAUUCCUCCAAAACCGGUACGUUUGGCAACGCUGGUAACGAUAUAAUAUUUUCACUAUAACUGUUUCGUGUAGGUUUAGUGCCAUUUUAUAGUUUAAUAACAUAUUUAUUUUUAUUAUUUAUUGAUAAUAAUGUUUAGUGGUAAGAGUAAUCUACGAUUGAUUUUAAAUGUGUGUGUUUGUUUGUCCUUAAUUCACGUCAAAACGGAGCAAUGAGCAAUUGAAUUAAUGUUUUUUUUUUUGUGCCAUUUCAUUCAUUCGCCAAUGUCAAUUUAGAGAAUUCUGUAUAUGUCUGUUCAUAGGAGAUAUUAAAGAAAAAUAAUUAUUAUGGAAGGUCUUUAUGAGAAUAGUAGAAGUUAAAACAAUAUUUUUUAGAAUUUUCGUUUGUAUGUAUGUUAGUUUGCGCAUCACGUCAAAACUGCUGGAUGGAAUUUGGUGCGAUUUUUAUAAUUGUCUUUGCCUUGCGGAUUAAAAUCUGGUUUCAUCGUUGUUAAAAUCCGAGAUAUUUACAAGUGUAUGAGCGGACGCAAGAUAUGAAAGCAGGCGAAGCAGCGGACAAUAGCUAGUAAUUAAUAUUAAUCUUUCUCGAUUUUCAAUUUGAGAAAGACUUUGAUUAUAAGAUCGGUUAGAAUUAUAAUUAUAAAUCGCAGAAACAGAUAAAUGACCGCGAAAAUUCAAAAUGGCGCCAUUUUUUUUAAACUCCAUACCCAAUACCAUUGGGUAUUUGGCAUUUUUUUUUUUUUAAUAAUCAUGAUAAAGGUAUUAAUUAAUAUGUGUUAUUAUGAUCCCGCAGAGUGUGGCUGUAACACGAAAUUAUUUAAUAUCAUAUUUUUUCAGAUAGAAAAUAAUUUAGUUUCUUCUUCUUGACCUUAUCUCACUCAUGUGGGGUCGGCACAAAAAAUAAUUUAGUUUAUCUUGUAUUAAAGUUAAUCAUGUUUGAUUCAGCAAGUUCCGUUUCUCCGUUUUUUUCUUUACGAGUCCUAACAUGUAAACAAUAAUCACUGUACAAAACUAAUUUUGUUGAAAACAAAUCAAAUAUAAGCUCAAGCCUAUACAUUCAUAAAGUAAAACAUUUAUUGACCGCGAAAAUGAUUUCCUAAGAAGUUAAUUUUAAUUUAUAUUGCUGUGUAAUCAUAUACAGACGUGUUGAGAGUGUUUACAUGAUAGGUAGAUGUGAGAAAAAAUUGAAUUUAUUUAUAUUGUGUUCAAGUGUGUGCGAUUUUUUUACUUUUCACUAUAAGUAUUACACCUUUUUAUUGUUAUGUAAAUAAAGUAAUUAUUGCCAGCUUAA
This is a messenger RNA of Plodia interpunctella (Indianmeal moth), 3854 nucleotides long. RefSeq lists its product as uncharacterized. Gene Ontology annotation, molecular function: disulfide oxidoreductase activity. Gene Ontology annotation, cellular component: membrane-bounded organelle. Bases 95 to 892 code for a protein of 265 amino acids. The transcript is spliced from 4 exons. The record is from RefSeq and is a predicted model, not a curated record. Lineage: Eukaryota; Metazoa; Arthropoda; Insecta; Lepidoptera; Pyralidae.